This is a messenger RNA of Dictyostelium purpureum, 1023 nucleotides long. RefSeq lists its product as uncharacterized. Gene Ontology annotation, cellular component: mitochondrion. The transcript is spliced from 2 exons. The coding region runs from base 1 to 1023 and encodes 340 amino acids. The record is from RefSeq and is a predicted model, not a curated record. NCBI's taxonomy places the organism in Eukaryota, Evosea, Eumycetozoa, Dictyosteliales, Dictyosteliaceae. Gene Ontology annotation, molecular function: protein methyltransferase activity; nucleic acid binding. Gene Ontology annotation, biological process: protein methylation.
AUGAAAUCAUUAAAUAUAAUUAAAAAUUUCAUUAGAAAUAAUAAUAAUAGUAAUAGUAUAAGAUUUUUUAGUAGUAAUAUUAAUAUUGUUGUAAACAGUAGGGGUAUAAAAUAUAUAUAUAAUGAAAUCAAUAAAAAAUUAAAAAAUAGUAAUAAUAGACAAAUUUCAGAAGGAUCAGAAUUAGAAUCAAGAGUUUUAAUAUCACAUGUUUUGGAUAUAGAUAGUUCAGCAAUAACAUUAUUUAGUAAAAAAAACCAACAUAGAUUUCUAACCAAUGAAGAGUAUAGCCGAUUACAAGAACUAGUAAAUAGAAGGUUAUUAAAUGAACCAAUAAGUUAUUUAAUAGGUUAUAGAUAUUUUUGGAAACAUAAAUUUCAUUGUGAUAGAUCAACCCUAAUACCAAGACCAGAUAGUGAAACGAUUGUCGAAAAGAUAUUAGAAGAGAAAAAUAAAAAUAAUUUAAAGUUUGAUAGAGUAUUGGAUUUAGGUACAGGUACAGGAUGUUUAUUAUUAUCGAUUUUAUAUGAAUUAGAUGGAUCAUUUGGUGUUGGUAUCGAUAAAUCUAAAGAGUCACUUUUAUUAGCAAAUAAAAAUGCAAAAGAAUUGGAAUUAAAAGAUAGAGUUUGUUUUUUAAAUUCAGAUUGGAAUCAUCAGGAGUCUCUAGUAAAAGAAUUAGGUCAAUUUAAACCAUUUGACUUGGUUAUAAGCAAUCCACCAUAUAUCUCAAUCGAUGAAUAUAAGGAAUUAAAUGAAACUGUUAAAGAUUGGGAACCUACCACAGCAUUAAUAGCAGACGAAAAUGGCUUAAAAGAUUAUAGAAAUAUUGGGUUACUUUUAAAAAAUAAUAAAGAAUUAUUAUCAAAUAAUGCACAAGUAGUUUUUGAAAUUGGAAAAGGUCAAGAAAAUGAUAUAAUUGAAAUAAUGGAAAGCUGUGGUUUUAAAUUUACCGAUUCAAAAAAAGAUUUAUCUUCAAUAAUAAGAUGUUUGGUUUUUACAAGAAAUAAAGAAAACGAAAAUAAAUAG